AUGCAGCGGUCAGGCGCCUUCCUCGCUGGCCUCCUCUGGUCGCAGCGCUUCAAAGAUGGGCUGUUCGUGACCGACUACUUCACCCGGACACCUCGCAAGCUGAAUGCCUUCCGCUCCUUCACCAGCCUGGAGCUCUUCCAUUUCCGCAUCCCAGAGGACACAGCGGUGGCCGUCUGGAACCUGGUCACCUUCAAAGAGCAGGGUGGCACCCUUGGGGACCGAUGCCCGGACCGGAGCAUCACCGUGUAUUUCCGUUCAGGGGCACCGCCAGUCAUCAACCCCCUGGGUAUGCACUUCCCCAGGGACACGGCAGUGCCAGGCUCCUUUGCCCUCACGCUCACCUGGACGCUGCCCAACAGGACCACGGGAGUCUUCAACAUCACCAGUCCCCUGCCCGGGGACUGGUUCCUGGCUGCCCAUUUGCCCAAAGAACAGGGCAAGAUCUCAGUCAAGGGACUUGCGGAGGACUGCCAGUAUCUCUUCCAGCCCCAGCUCAUCGUCCAGCGCCUGGUGGGCAUUGGGGUCCUGCACCCAGGUUAUGAGACUGAACACGUCCUCUCCCCCCACAAUCGCUCCCUGCUCUACAAGGUCUUCGUUCCCAGCUACACCUCCAGGGUGCUUGUGCAGCUGCGAAACUGCCACCGAGGCAACCAGAGUGUGCCAGGCUGCCCCCUGGGGCUGAAAGUGCGUGGCAAGGCCCCCCCCCUGCACAACUCCACAGCCGUGGACUGCCGGGAGCAGCUGCCCUGCCACCUUGCCCUGGAGCUCCCCUUCUGGCAACACUGGUACUUCAUCCUGGUGGAGAAGCAUCCGCCGCUGCCCGACCGGAUCCGCUUCCAGCUGGUGGUGCAGCUGCAGGAUUGCUCCCGGACCGGCCUGAGUGAAGCCCAGCUACCCGGCUCCCGCCUGAACAUGCCUCACUCCUUUGGCUCCACGGGAGGGCUGGCGCUGGCAGAUAUCCUGCCCCCCUCCCUCCCCAACAGCUUCCAGCCUCCAGCCACCUCCACACCCACCAUGCCUUCCAAAGGCAGGGAGCACUGCUGGCCCACCCGGCCUACUCUUCGCAAUGAGCUGGACACCUUCUCAGUGCACUUCUACAUCUUCUUCGGCCCCAACGUGUCGGUGCCCCCUGACCGGCCGGCCGUCUUUGCCAUCAGCCUCCUGCCUGUGCUGGACAGUGGCGGGAUCCUCAACCUGGAGCUGAAGCUGAACGUGUCUUCUCUGCGCGGGGAGAAUGCAACCAUCUUCGCGUGUUUGAACCACGAGGUGCCUUUGGCCUCAGGAGGGGACUCCUCAGUUACCUGUGAGACAGAGCUGCUGGCUGGGUUCCUUCUGUCCAUCAACGCCACCUCCCCCUUCGCCCGGCUGCGGAUUCCCUACCCCCAGACGGGGAGCUGGUACCUGAGCCUGCGCUCGCUCUGUGCCAUGGACCGAAGGCCGUCGUCCUGCGGGAACACGACCGCGGAGGUGUACCUGCGUGCCUUCCUCUCCCCCUGCAUCAAUGACUGCGGCCCCUACGGCCAGUGCAAGCUUCUGCGGACCAACAACUACCUGUACGCGGCCUGCGAGUGCAAAGCAGGCUGGAGCGGCUGGGGCUGCACGGACAACGCAGCCGCCUUCUCCUACGGCUUCCAGCUGCUGUCCACCCUCCUCCUGUGCCUGAGCAACCUCAUGUUUGUCCCGCCAGUAGCCAUCGCGGUGCGGACUGGCUACCUGCUGGAGGCAGCCAUCUACGUCUUCACCAUGUUCUUCUCCACGUUCUAUCACGCCUGUGACCAGCCGGGCAUCGUGGUCUUCUGCAUCAUGGACUACGACGUGCUGCAGUUCUGUGACUUCUUGGGCUCCCUCAUGUCUGUCUGGGUCACCGUCAUUGCCAUGGCCCGCCUCCAGCCCGUCAUCAAACAGGUGCUGUACCUGCUGGGAGCCAUGCUCCUCUCCAUGGCCCUGCAGCUGGACCGGCACGGCCUCUGGAACCUGCUGGGCCCCAGCCUCUUCGCCGUAGGCGUCAUGGCCAUUGCUUGGACGGUGCGCGGCGUCCGCCGGCGGCGUUGCUACCCGCCCACCUGGCAGCGCUGGACCUUCUACCUCCUGCCCGGAGCCCUGAUCGCCGCCUCCGCCGUGCUGCUCUACGCUUUUGUCGAGACAGAAGAGAACUACUUCUACAUCCACAGCAUCUGGCACAUGCUGAUCGCCGGCAGCGUGGGCUUCCUGCUGCCGCCCCGGGCCAAGUCAGAGGCAGCCGGGCUGGUGGGGCCUCUGCCUCGCCGGAAGGGCUGCGGCUACCAGCUCUGCAUCAACGAGCAGGAGGAGCUCGGCCUGGUGGACCCCGGCGCUGCUGGCGGGGUCUCCAUCACCAGCGUCUGCGCCAGCUGAUGCAGGGAGG
Molecule: messenger RNA, 2383 nt
Organism: Python bivittatus (Burmese python)
Lineage: Eukaryota; Metazoa; Chordata; Lepidosauria; Squamata; Pythonidae
Source: RefSeq, a predicted model, not a curated record